Thermothelomyces thermophilus ATCC 42464 is the source of this 878-nucleotide messenger RNA. RefSeq lists its product as uncharacterized. The transcript is spliced from 4 exons. Gene Ontology annotation, cellular component: ribosome; cytosolic large ribosomal subunit. The record is from RefSeq and is a predicted model, not a curated record. Gene Ontology annotation, biological process: maturation of LSU-rRNA from tricistronic rRNA transcript (SSU-rRNA, 5.8S rRNA, LSU-rRNA); translation. Gene Ontology annotation, molecular function: mRNA binding; structural constituent of ribosome. The coding region runs from base 122 to 499 and encodes 125 amino acids. Lineage: Eukaryota; Fungi; Ascomycota; Sordariomycetes; Sordariales; Chaetomiaceae.
AUUUUGUUAGGACGUUGUGCCGGCAGGAGAGGCUAUUCCCUUCCAACGACCCGAAGACCCCGUCGCUGUCAAAGGAAUCGUCGCCCAUCGCCCAUUUGACUCGACACCGAUAUCUCUCACAAUGUCUUCCGGCAAGGUCAAGACGGGCCAAUUAUGGUCUAAGAACAAGGAGGAGCUCACCAAGCAACUGGCUGAGCUCAAGACGGAGCUGAGCCAGCUUCGCAUUCAGAAGAUCGUCUCCUCGGGCACCAAGCUUACCAAGAUCCACGAUAUCCGCAAAUCGAUUGCCCGUGUCCUGACCGUCAUCAACGCGAAGCAACGUGCCCAGCUCCGCCUCUUCUACAAGAACAAGAAGUACCUGCCUCUUGACCUCCGGGCCAAGCAGACCCGCGCCAUCCGCCGCCGCCUGUCCCCCGAGGAUGCCUCAAGGGUUCUGGAGAAGACCAAGAAGCGCCAAACGCACUUCCCCCAGCGGAAGUUCGCCGUCAAGGCUGCAUAGAGGCGUUUUCGUGGGUAAUGGGAUGGUUGUAUCUAGGGGCACUCCUGGCGCGGUUUAUAAAAACAUUUGGCACUCAACACAUUGCAUCAUCCCGGGAAUUCUGCUUCAGGGUUUGGGGUGUUAUACGAGGUCAAUGAUUUCUCGGUCCCGGCUUGGUAUCUAUACCACUGCCGAAUGAAAGCGCUGCGCUGAACACCCAGCCUCAGACCAGGCCCUCGUUGGUGAUCUACAUCCGGUGAUGAUUGCUGGGAUUGUGUGCCGGCAAUUGGGCCUCGACCGCGUCCAGUGAUGGAUCAGUGAACCCAGUCGCGAGCGGGUUCGUAGUUCACCUUAUACCCCGCCUGAGAUAUGAUACAGUUACCCAAAGCCAGGGCGUUCU